This is a messenger RNA of Prorocentrum cordatum, 1116 nucleotides long. NCBI's taxonomy places the organism in Eukaryota, Dinophyceae, Prorocentrales, Prorocentraceae. The record is from the annotation of a GenBank genome assembly.
AUGCCAGACGAAGCCGACCCCGCCACGCUGGCGCAGCUGGCCGCACAGAGCAACUCGGCCGCCCCGCCCCCCGGAGCACCGCACAUCCAGCCCUACCAGGCGCCGCGCUCGGCGGCCACGACGAUCGCGCCCUCCUACCAGCCUGGCAUGCAGAUCUCGCCGGGAGGCCCCGUGAUCCAGCCGUACCAGCCCAGCGGCCCAGGGGUUGGGAUCGCCGGCUUCUCGCCUGGAGCCUUCCGGCCGCCCGGCAGCCAGCAGCCCAUCGCCCCGUUCACCCCGGGCGCGCCCUACGGCAUGCAAGGCGGCAUGCCGGGCGGCAUGCCGAUGCCCGGCGCCUCCCCCGCGGCGAGCCCCCAGAGCGGCGUGAAGGCGUACGUGGAGCGCAUCGCCAAGGGGGAGGUCCUGGUCAGCCCGGAGGUGGCGCAGCGGCUAACGCGGCAGUGCGGAGCGGCCAAGGCCACGGCCAAGCAGCUCGGCGAGAUGGUGUGCGAGCGCGCGCGCCGGCUGUACCUGGGCCUGGAUGGCGGAGACCCCGCGGAGGCCGACGCGGCGCUGGCGCGGAUGCUGGCCCUCGUGGACGCGCUGGCGCAGCUGGACGGCGACCUGGCCAAGCAGGCCGUCGCCCACAUCAAGACAGGCAUCUCCGAGGAACUGACAUCGCUGAACAGCAGCGCAAAGCACCAGGCGGCAGCCCUGCCGAUGCUCCAGCGGCUCGGCCUGGCGAAAGGAGGAGCCCCUGCGGCUGCCGCCGCCGAGUCGGUGGACCUCCUCGGAGGAGGCGGCGCCCCCGCGGCGGCGCACGCGGACCUGCUCGGCACCGGCGACGCGCCCGCGCCGGCGGCGGAGGCGGACCUGCUCGGCACCGGCGGCGGCAGCAGCGGCGGCGCCGCCCUCGGCGGCCUGUUCGACGCCAGCCCGGCGCCGGCGCCGCAGAGCGACGCGAACGCGCUGGCUGGUUUGAACUUCGGCGCCGCGCCGCCCGCCGCGGCGGCCGUUCCGGCAGCAGCACCAGGAGCGAUGCCCGGCACGAUGGGCGCUGGGGCGACCAUGAGCCAGCAGAAGAGCGGCGACGCGUUCAGUUUUGUGGGGGCGGAGCUGUCCAAGGCGAAGGCGUGA